Molecule: messenger RNA, 484 nt
Organism: Protopterus annectens (West African lungfish)
Lineage: Eukaryota; Metazoa; Chordata; Ceratodontiformes; Protopteridae
Product: high choriolytic enzyme 2-like
Exons: 5
Coding region: 71-484 (137 amino acids)
Biological process (GO): proteolysis
Molecular function (GO): metalloendopeptidase activity
Source: RefSeq, a predicted model, not a curated record
CGUUUUCUGAAGAGUUUUUUUUUUGUUGUUCUGGUUUUCUUUUAGUCUUUGCUAGUCAACAGUUUGCGUAAUGGUUUAUUUAAGAAGCGUUUGUUCUCUGCUCUGGCUUGCUUCCUUUGUUAAAGCAUGUCCAGUAAAUCAGAAACUGAAGCCAGAUGUGGGAGAAUAUGAAUUUUAUUCUGCAAAAGAGGACGACACCAAUACAGAUAUCAUCCUUGAUAUAAAUAAACCACUGUUACUACCUGGGGGACUUCUGGUACAAGGAGAUAUAAUAAAGGAUGAUGUUUCUGUUCGAGCUGUUGGAAAAUGGUCCAAAGUUGGGGAAGAAGUAAUUGUACCAUAUGAAUUGUCCUCUUUGUAUGCUGAAGAAGACGUGAAGAUACUCCAGGAAGCUUUUGAGGGUUUGCAGAGAGAAACCUGUAUACGAUUUGUUCGUCGUACCAAUGAGAAAAGCUGUUUAUCUAUACAGCCACUUCAGGGGUGA